This is a messenger RNA of Clavispora lusitaniae ATCC 42720, 1422 nucleotides long. RefSeq names its product E3 ubiquitin-protein ligase. Gene Ontology annotation, cellular component: cytoplasm; U2-type catalytic step 1 spliceosome; Prp19 complex. The record is from RefSeq and is a predicted model, not a curated record. NCBI's taxonomy places the organism in Eukaryota, Fungi, Ascomycota, Pichiomycetes, Serinales, Metschnikowiaceae. Gene Ontology annotation, biological process: protein ubiquitination; DNA repair; mRNA splicing, via spliceosome. Gene Ontology annotation, molecular function: protein binding; ubiquitin protein ligase activity.
AUGCUCUGUUCACUUUCGGGCGAAACGCCAAAAGAACCUGUGGUUUCGCCAAAAAGUGGGGCGAUCUUCGAGCGUCGCCUCAUCGAGUCUUACUUAGCUUCUACAGGGAAAGAUCCUGUGUCGGAUGAGCCACUAUCGGUGCAAGAGUUGGUGCCGAUAAAAACUCAAGUUCCAGAAGUCACGCCGCCUCGCCCACCGACUUUCAAUUCCAUUCCAACAAUGUUGGCAGCGUUCCAGAAUGAGUGGGAUGCGCUAGCUUUGGAAACAUACACUUUGCGCAAACAGCUCCACACUGCUCGAGAGGAACUCAGUUUGGCGUUAUAUCAAUACGACGCUGCAGUUCGCGUAGCAGCGAAAGCAAUUCGGGAACGUGAUGAAGCCCGCCUGGCUCUUACAGAGUUGUCGGCCGCAUUCGGAGCUCAAGAAAAACAAGCAGGCGGAAGCGAGAAAAUUCCGGUUCAGGCGUUGAACGCUGCUAGGGAUCGUCUUUUUGCCGAACACAAGAACCAGAAAGUGACCCUUGGUGUGUCCUCAUCGUCAAAAGUCCAAUUCUCAGCUUCUACCGAAGACCUCGAUAUAGACAAUGUCGCUUUCCUCUCUGCGGAACCAGUGACUCAAAGAACCAUAGUGGCUUCUACAGAACAGUGUCAUGUACUCCCUGACGGCAAGAAAUUGUCACUUCCGGAUAUUUCAGAAACGUUCUUCUUAUCGAAGAGCGAAGAAAAACUACCUUUCCUUGUGUCUGGCCGGUCGUUGUUAGGAAUCGAUUCUGGUUCAGAAAAUGCCUUGGAUGUAUCACCAAAACAAAUUGUACCUCAUCCAACUGAACCUCUCUUUUGUGUUUUGACGGACAAGGGCGAGUGGGCUCUUUGUGAUAGAGAUAAUGUGCUUUACAAGUCCGAGAAUGUUCCUUCUACUGCUAUAGAUCUUCACGUGGAUGGAGUUUUACUAGGAGUGGGAACCGCUUCCGAAGUUUUGAUCUUCGACCUCACUUCUACAGAGCAGGUUGCUGCUAUAUCUACUAAGCACGCUCAUGUCAACAAAAUCCAAUUUGCAUUAAAUGGGUAUUGGCUUGUUGUAGGGUCGUCCUCGGAGGAUAAGAGUGCUGUGCAAAUAUUUGACUUGCGUAAAAAUUCUUUGGUGCAUGAGAUUGACUUUGAUGCUGCAUCAGAUUUUGUCUUGGACCCAUCGUGUCUGGUUUUGACCACAUACUCCAAUCUCCAAUUAGUGGCACAUUUGUAUGUGAAGAAGGGUAAGAAAUGGUAUGAUGCCGUAUCGGCUUUAUCCGUGCAACCUUUGCAUGCCUUGACUUUGAACUCGACUGCUGCCACAGUUCAGGAAACAAACACAAUAGAAAUUAUUGGCUUGGGAGAAAAGCACUUAUGCCGCUACACUUUAUCUCUCUCACAAGAAUCUGUAUAA